GGUGUUGGUGAACGGUAGCAAAGCGUAAAAACAUCUUAUAUAUCAGGAAAACGAAAAGAAAAAUUCUGUGGUAACAGAAAAUCAAUAGCUUAAAACAAAAAAGAAAAAAAAAAAAAACAAAAAAAAGAAAAAAGAAGUCCUCUUAUAAUUUUCUCUUGAAACCUAUUGAAACCAACGUGCAAUAAUUUUACAGUGAUUCCUGCUUAUGCAUUAUUUGUAUGUGUUCGCAUAUGCAAUAAAACGGAAACAGCAGAAUAACUACAAAUUUAUAUAUAAAUAUGGUAUUUUUCUCGGUGGCUGCUACCACUACCAGUACUACAACUACUACUACUAGCACUACUGCUACUACUACUACUACUACUACGACUACUAUUAUUCUUAUUUACUACCACAACUUAACAAAACAUAAAGCAGCUAUAUAUAUGCGUAUAGACCUGUUAUAGAGCUGCUGCUAAAGAAUAAUUGUGAAUAAAGAACAGAGCCCCAGCAAGGAUAACAGGAAACAAGCUGAAAACACACACAGACUAUGGCUGUAUGAAAUACAAGCCGUCACAAGCCGUCACAAACCGUCACAAAUAUAUACACGACGAGAAGCUUUUGGGCGUAGCGAAUUCUUGGGAUGCAUGUCAUUUCCGUUACUCACUCUGUUGCAUCAGGAAAUCAAUGGCUCUUAUAAAUUACAAUCGCAAGAAUGUGUAAAUAAACCGCAACCGGCCAUACCAUUGAUAGCGUCUCAUCAUUUCUAUGGUAAUAUAUUACAACAUCAACAACAUCAGCAACAGCACCAACAACAACAACAACAACAACGACAGCAACAAUCAGAUCAGCAGCAACAAUUAUCGUUGAAUCAGAAUCGAAUAACAGCAAAAGCAACAAGAACAACGUGCUCGGUAAACAUGGCUAACACUUUUACACAAAUGCGUAGCAAUGAUGACGAUGUCAUAAGCAUCGAUAGCAUGGCUCAGCCAUUGGCGGUCGGUGAGCACCAAGCACCCAUGGUUUUAAGUAAGAAGGCUUUACAUCAACGCGAUGCUGAUGAGAACUUAUUUUUACGUUUCUUGGAAUUGGAUCCACCAAACAGUACUGAAGCGACAACGGCCGGUCAGGCGACACCAGCAGCAAGUGAUCGGCGUUCUUCAGGUUCAAAACCUGUGGGUCGUACACCGUUUACUAUGACCAAAAAGUUGACGCGUACAGCUGAGCGCGGUUUCGGAUUCUCUAUUGUCUGGACUCAUCCGCCAAGAGUUGAAAAAAUUGAAGCAGGCCUAUCGGCAGAUCGCAGCGGAAUAUUACCCGGUGACUAUGUUAUAUUCGUUGAUAAGCAUAAUGUGGUAACAAUGCCAGAAGCUGAUGUUCUGAAUUUAAUACGAUCACAGGGUGCCACCCUAACAUUGGAGAUUUUCAGAAGGUCAGGUUCUGGUACGGCGAUUGGCAGUGCUAUGGGUGGUGGUGCCGCCAGUGCCGCCGGUACUUCACGUUCAUAUGCGACUAAUACGUUACCAAUGAACGGCAAAAUGUCACGCAUACCAAGCGGUAACAGUAAUUACGCGGCCAGCGAAGAAUUGUGUAUUAAUGCGAAUAAUGUAACGAAACGUACGAUUGUUGGUCCAGCAGCAGCGCAACCAGCAUCGGUGGCACGGCCACCUACUGCCUGUUCAAUGGGCACCAGUUCAUCGAUAGAGGCUGCAAAGAGACGAUUAAAUUUACCACAAGUCACCUUUAGUAAAGAGUCCAUCGCCCCGAUAAGCGACAAUCGUCGCAAAUUUCUCUUGCAGCUGAUAAGUCGCGAACAAAAUUUUAUGUCCGCUUUACAUUUUGGUAUGCAACGUUUUGUGCAGCCCUUGCAAGAGCGCAAGGACCUGAUCACACCGAAUGAUCAUCGAACUUUAUUUCAAAAUAUCGAUGAAUUGCUACGAAUAUCUGAGGAUAUAUUAGAGCAGUUGUGUCACGAUGAUCAAGAGCCGCAAAUGAAUUUCGCUUCAAGAGUGUACUUGUCUAAGACAACUGCCAUCUGUGCAGCGUAUAAAAAGUAUUGUAAUGGCAUUAAAAGGGCCGAUUGUGUGCUGGUUAAUAAAUCACGUCAAACAGGAUCCGAAUUUAUAUCGUUUAUCACCGAACCACCAGUGCCGCGUAAGAGACCGGAUCUCACUAUGUUCAUACACCGUCCAUUACAGCAUUUUCGCGAAAUUUUAAAACUAAUGCAAUUGUUAGCCUCCAACUGUCAUGUAGAUACAGAGGAACAUAAGAAUUUCACUACGGUGAUAAGCGAAUUGCAAGCAGCUUAUCGCGAGAUUACUGUUAGUAGUGGUCUCAUGGAGCCCUUGGGCGAGGGUAGACCUUUACUGACUUUGCAAGACCUCGAGUCACGUAUGGUUUUCACGAAAUGCAAACCAUUCACUUUGGCUGUGCAAGGAAGACAAUGGAUUUUCGGAGGUGAUUUGUCUAGAGUGGAGGGUAGAUCGGUGAAACCUUACUGGACUUUAUUAUUCAGUGAUAUUAUAGUAUUUGCCAAAGUUAGCAGAGAUCGAGUUUUAUUUAUAACCGAAGAGCCAAUACCAAUCGCAAACAUCGUUGACUCUUGUUUUCAUAUGAGAAAAAAAACUACCGAGUUUCGUUUGACAGUGGAUCCUAAUGGUCGUUUGGCAGAGAGUCCUACCGGUUAUUGCGCACCGGACUUAACAAAAACUCCCAAAAAAGGAGCCAGACGUAAGAGCUUAAUAUUGAGAGCGCCUUCCCUAGAAUUAAAGGCUGUCUGGCAAAAUUUAUUACAACGGCAAAUCUUCUUGGUAAACGCUGCUUUAGGUUCUACACCACUCUCUAGCCCUUUGGAUUCCCCCGAUGUCUUGAAUACCUUGGUGCCUCUCAGUGAUAUUGGCGUAGCCUCGGCUUCAAUAGGUUCUAUCAAACUCAGUUCCAUGGAUAGCAUAAACAUACGAAAUCAGCAUCAACAACAACAACAGCAACACCAACAGAGUAAUCGCUUGUCAAACGUAUCGGAACAAAUUGAAAAGUUGAUUGACGAGAAAUGUCGUUUUCUAAAUAAAACUGGCACAGCAAAGUCGAGUGCAUUGCAUUUGGCCAAUUGGAUGAAGGGUCAAUUAGAUAAGCAACAGGAGCAGGCUCGUUUAGCCGCUGCACGUUCGCCAGAGACUUUGGCUCCAGAAGACGAGCAUAUCUUGUAUACGGAUAGCGAUCAAGACGAAAGGAUUACGUAUUGGACUCGUCAGCAAUUGGAGAAGCGCACCAAAGAACUAAAUUUGGUCAAAGAAAAUGGUUAUAUACACGCUAAGACCAAUGGAUUGGGCAAGCGCUUGAGUGGAGUUGAGGAGAUAAGCAUGAGCGAUAACUUCUCAGAAGGUGUGUCGCAGUCACACAGUACCACAUCAGAUAGCCAAAUAACAGUACGUUCUAGUCCCAUUGUACUCGAUAAAUUAGCCGUUUGCCGGCAUUGCCAUAAAAAUUGCCAACAAAAUCAAAAUUCAUCCCCAUCAGCUGUAGGGAAAACCGGAGUUGGGCAAACUCAACCGUCAUCACCACCACCACCUUGUACGAAAUCCAUAAAAACUAAUCUGGAAGAUUCAUCUAACACCACCGGCUUAAUUAGUAAUUCAUUGAAAGUUCAGCACAGUCAAUCAUCGCCAAAUCGUUGUUGUAAGAUAAACGGUAGUGGUAGUCGAGCAAGUAGUGUAACUAGCAUUUCAUCUAGUACCGUAACUGGUGAACAUCCUAGUGAGCGGUCAUCAUCGAAAUUAAUAGCCAGUAGUAGUAAACGUGAGACAGGCGAUACUGAAAGUGAUGUAGCUCAACUCAUAAGUGACGAUGUUUAUCAAUCUGAAGCCACCGACGAGGGAGGACUCGCCAGUAGUAUCAGCGGCAGUAGCGGAGUGGAGGAAGUCCGCAAACUCAUCACCCACAACAUCCAUAAAUUACGAAUUUUAGAUGAACACAAUGAGGCCAACGUUCUAUUAAAUGGCCACUAUUUAGGCUCGGGAGGGGGCGAUGAGUGCACACGUAACGAAAAACAACAAAUGGAAGAAGAAGCCGCUAAACUAGCUUCGCCGAAACGUUUUAGAAUAACACCUCAGGUCGCCAAAGAAGUUGAUGAAAAUAAUGAGUUAGCCGAUCAGGAAGUGCUCACUACUGUAACCGUAACCGAGAUAGCUACCGUGGUUAAAAAUGAACCUCCCUCCCAAACACCUAAAUCUCCUUCUAAGCCACAAACACCUAAACCGACAAAAUCACCUAGCAAAUUAAGCCACAGUUCCGGUAGUCCUUGCAAACAAUUCGUGCCAUGUAAUUGCCCAUGCAGACCAGCCGAUUUUGCCAAUACCACCCUCAGCCCAGAUGAAUUAGAACACGAAACUUGCAAGCUCUUAGAGUCCCCAAGAAAGUCACCUGUUUUAACUUCCAAUAAGCAGGAAGACAAACUGGAAGAACUUUAUGAAAACAUACACAAAAACUGCAAAUGUAUUUGUGGCGGUGAAGAAAGUGACAAAACUGAUCCACAGGAAGAAGAUAAUGUUGAGAAUCAUGCCAUCAAAGCUGAUUCUGAUGAAGAAGAAGAUCUCUCCCUGAUGUUAAUAGGGUUAGCUCAACUUACUCCAGCGGCUAAGCUACUAAAUAUGAAAACUCCUACUGCUCCCAUGCCAACACCUACAACAACUAGCUCGUGCUAUAUAGAAAAUGGUUUUGUUCCUACCAUAGCUGUAGUACCGCCGACACCAGAUUCAGUGCUUACUAAGACUUCCACUAAUGUUUGGGAUAACAGCGGAACUCAUAUGUCUGUAACUACUAGCACGGCUACUAAUCUGCUUAUUAGUAAUGUUCCGCGGCAAGCCAUCAUCGAAAAUAUACCUGAAGAUUCUUGUGAUGAAUCGCCUUUAGACGAAGAACCACCAUAUCGUCCUAUGAACACCACUCUACGGCGAUACGGUACUAUGUCCAGCUUAGAAAGAUUACCUUCGGAAGAUCGUUUAGAGCCUGCGGACAACAUGCCAGAAUACCAGGAUGACGAUGAAGAGGAUGAUGACGAUGACGAGGAGUUAAUGGAUAAGGCACGGGCUGAUAAUAUCGAAUUGGACAACGAAAUCCGUGUAGUAACUAAAGCUCUUUACAAUCACCGCAACGACGACGACGACGACGAAGACGAUGACGAUGACAUCGAUGAAGAAGCUGACGAAUUAUUAUCUGGGGCUAAAUCAAACGGUGCAGCUUGGGCAAGUCGCGCUUCAACUUUCGUAGCAGGAAAAAUGUCAUUCUUUGAAGAAUCUCGAGCCUUUAUAGACAAAUACUUAGGACGCUGGAACCAAGAUCAUUCCUCAAGUUCGAUACAAAAUAAUAAUUCAGAAACCGACGAGCAAAUGGAUGAAUGCACUUCAGGUGCUACUUCCGGAGAAGAGGUUUGGGGCACUCCUACCAGUGGAGGCGAUAAUGAUGAACUUCACUUAGCAAAUUCAGAAAAUACACAUUCCUCACCCACCAAAUCUAGUAAUUCACUGAACGACGAUGAUGAUACUGAACUUAUGAUGGAUGAACUAUUGAUGGCCCCGCCCAUGACCGCCAGUACCAUACGAGGCUUACUACCACGAUUUGAUUUUUACAGACGUCGUCUAGAACCACUAUUCGAGGAGGAAACGGAAAGUGAUGAAGAGAAGACUCAACAGGAAAGUGAAGAAUUAAAAAAGGGGGAAACAACGACAAAUGGCCACUAUUUAGAGGAUUCGGAAGCUGGAAGCUCAAGCGACGAGGAUCCUGUGAACGAAGCGGACUACGACGAGGAGGACGAGGAGGAUCUGACCUCGACGGAGGAUCGUCUGCAGCCGAAUCUGCAAACGACCAUACUGGGGCCACGACCUCUGCGGAAUCCCACGGCCAACCACAGCCUGCCGUCAACGGUACUGAAGGCCUCAUCCUGCGAGUACCUACUGGAACCGCGUGCUGCGAAACCAUUAAUAACGUCAGCAACGAUCAACAACAACGAUCUCGUAACUGCGUGCAAUUCCGAAACCGUGACGCCGAUUAUAUCCUCCAUGACGUUAACAACGACGAUGACCACCUCCUCAACAACAGACAAAGAUGUUUCUAUGAAAGUCACAGCUGCAACGACACAGAGUCUGGUUCACUCACAGACAUCUACAACAACCAGCAACGUGAACGUCACUAUCAAGCAAGAGAAAGACGAAUGUUACUCCAGAAUAGAGGAGGUAGCGAAGAACAAAACAAUGUCUCGGCCAGCGAAGUUUAUACCACCACCACCACCACCACGACGUCUCUUAUUGACACGAACAAAUCUAAAAACAGGUGGACCGUACACAGCAACAACAAAAGCACCUUUGCCUCCAGUAAGAUCUGGCGCUUCUGCUGACAAUGGCUAUUCAGCGGGUGCAGACGAAAGCGUCGACCCCACCGUUGGCAUCAUGAACGUCACACCUGCCUCCAAAAUGACGCCGAGGAAAAGUCAACGACCGGAUGUUUGCAAUAUCAAAACUUCCGAAGAAAAUACCGAAGUAACGAAGGUACGACCAUCGUCAACAAUAAUCGAGACGUCACUAUUGGGAAUGGUCGAGAAAAAGCCAGUCUCAACCUCAUCAACAACAGUUUCGAUGACGAACGAGAAGGAAAAAGUACCGCAACCAAAACCCAGGCAGACGAAGCAACAAACGCAGACUACCGAUAUAAGCAGUCGGGGAGACGAAAGAACUACAAAAUCUCCAUGUGCCCUAGCAGGAGUUGGCUCCGGUUUAAGUCCACGUCUAGAGAUGCGUUUGGCACUCAAUCACGAUAUUCUGGGCGACGAAGACUUGAUAUGCUACGAUCCUGGACCAGAUCUAACAACUAUUCUAGGGCACGACCUCUCCACAUUUCACCGUCUGACGGGUCGCGAUUUAUUGAAUCGCUCGGCCACGAAUCGUGUUCAACCAAAAGAGGCUGUCAUAUCGUACUCUCAACAGCGAAACUCGAAGAUGGAUACGCCCACCGUGAAUCGGCGAACACGCACCAGCCUGCAGUUACAACAGCAGACGCUGACAACAGCAGCCUCAGCAACGCCUUUCGUUGGUUCGGCACGUGUCGGCGGCGUUCCACAACACCUGCAGCCAAAUCGAAAUACAUGGAGCAGUUCUGCAUCUGCGGUUCCGAGCAGAGACGGGAACGUAAACGUCGCCGCCAAUUGCAAAGAUUACAGUUACAGCAGCGACGAAAACAAAUUAAGCGAUCUGGAAAUCUUAGCGAGACGCGAGAAGAUAUAUUGCAUGUCUCAAUUGAAGAGUGGCUCACUAGCCAGAACGGGGACAGCGACAACGACGAUGACAACGUCAAUGACGGCGACGAUGAAGAGCAACAAUUUAUCGAGCAGCAGUCAAGCUCUAGCGAUGAUGACAAUGACUACUACUACGACGGAAGAUGUGAAUGAAGGAACAUCCCAGCGUACACGCAAAUUGGUACGUGAUGAAACGGCUCUAAUGGAUUUCAGUAAAGCCAAUAAAUUAUUCAAUUUUAUCAAACGUCGCAACUCGGAAUUAUCUUCCUCGGCUAAUUGUUCACAAAUCUCGCUUAAUGAUUCUAAUGCUAACAGCACACCGGUACAUCGGGGUUCACCAGUAUCGCCCAGAAAGGAUAAUGAUAAGCCUUCCCUUAAUCGUCGCCUUUGGAAGCAUUUAACCAAACGACGCCGCGCUAAUUCCGUGUCAGAAAUUGCUGCCAGUUAAUUACUUUAUCUUUUUUUUUUUUUUUUUUUUUUUUUUUUGCAGAACCGCUUUAUGGUCUGUGGAGAGUUUUGGAAAGUUUUUACUUGCUUUUUUGUCAAUUUAGCUAGAACUGUAGUUAGAGUCGGUUAGAGUUGGGAUAUAUGUAAGCAUUUAGAGCAAUUUUUUUCAAUGUAACGAAAAUGAAAGCUAAUUUACUUUGUGAAUAGAUGAAGUCGAAAGAGCCUUAAAGUUUCAAAGUCGUAGAAUUGAUUUAAUUUCAAAGUGAUGAAUACCUAGAUUUUAUUGUACAAACAGGAUAAAAAACUAAACGUAAAUUAAAGUUUUAUUACAUAAAUAAAAAGUUUUCAUUUAUCCUCUUUUCUUUUCUUUUUUUUUUCUUGGUUAAGACUUAAGCGACAUUUUUGAUAGCGUGCCGUGGAGUUAGUUGAUUUUAAAGUUUUUUUUUUUCCUUUUUUUCUAUGUAUAAUAAAAACUAUACGAAAAAUCGCUUGUCCAUCUAGUUUUAUAAAAAAAAAAAAAAAAAAAACAAAAAAACAAAA
Glossina fuscipes is the source of this 8245-nucleotide messenger RNA. RefSeq names its product serine-rich adhesin for platelets-like. Gene Ontology annotation, biological process: signal transduction. The record is from RefSeq and is a predicted model, not a curated record. Gene Ontology annotation, molecular function: guanyl-nucleotide exchange factor activity; protein binding. The coding region runs from base 624 to 7706 and encodes 2360 amino acids. NCBI's taxonomy places the organism in Eukaryota, Metazoa, Arthropoda, Insecta, Diptera, Glossinidae. The transcript is spliced from 17 exons. Gene Ontology annotation, cellular component: nucleus; plasma membrane.